Musca domestica (house fly) is the source of this 746-nucleotide messenger RNA. RefSeq lists its product as uncharacterized. The record is from RefSeq and is a predicted model, not a curated record. The coding region runs from base 1 to 741 and encodes 246 amino acids. Lineage: Eukaryota; Metazoa; Arthropoda; Insecta; Diptera; Muscidae. The transcript has a single exon.
AUGGAUGGAGUUUGCAAUAACAAUUAUAACAUCAAUCGCAAAUCUAAAUUACCUGUACCAAAAUGCCGUGUAAAUCGAGUCAAACCCUUGACAAGACUUCGAAAAAUACCAGCGUUAAAUACAUUUGGACCGUUUCCUGAUGAAACCAUUACAAUUGCUAUGGAUCGCAUUUUAUAUUUCUUGGGUGGUCGUAAAAUGCAAAAAUUCUUUCACACCGAAUCGACGAGUGGCAGUAGUGGGAGGAGUCUGUGUUCCAUGAGAAGUGUGUGCUACAAAGGUUCCCCAAAAUGUCCAACCUAUCAAACAUCUGUGGAAUCAUUCUAUUCAUCCAGUAAUGUUUGGGAGUCUGGCGAUCAAAAUAAUUAUCCGAAAAUUAAUAUUUGUCCCAUUGAUCGCGGAAAAUCAACACCCAGAAAAAUUUUGCAAGAAUCACAUCGAGACGAUGACAGCUGUCUCCGGAAAUCGAUGCAAAGUUUAAAACGUUCCUUUUCUCUGUGUUCCUUGACAUGUCGAAAAAUAAAAGAGAAGAUGUUGAUGGGCAGAGAACCAUCCUCGCCACCCAAAUGGUUGUGGACCAAGUUGCAGGAUUAUGGUGAUGGCUGGCAAGUAUAUGAAGUCUUUACCAAUUCUUCGACUAGUAGCCAUCCCACACAAUUUGAAACGGAGAAGGCUCCUCGCAUAAUUUUUGUAAUUUUACCCACGGGCGUAAUUAUGCCAUUUGAGACAUUGAUUCGUCAUUGAGAUGU